AUGGCCUCUGUUCAAGAUUCCACUACACUGCAAGUAAACUAUAUUCCCUCUCAGUCCACAAGUAAGGAGGCUUUGGAUUUGAUAGAAGUGAGAAAAAAUGACGACCUUGCGACUCAUAUAUCCAAAAGCGUCGAAGUGAACACUUCCGAGUUACCCGCAGUUGUUAAACUCCUUCACUUCAAUUGCUUCUCGGUCCUCAAAAACCCAAAAACGUUUGGCAAGACCCUACUCAAAUUCUGUACAUUUCUUGGUCCGGGGACCAUUAUCAGUGUUGCAUACGUGGAUCCUGAUAAUUUCCAAAUCGCGUUAACGUCUGGAGCCCAGUUCGAGUUCAGGUUACUGGUGAUGAUACUCCUGUCUAAUCUCAUUGCUAUAUAUCUUCAGGUGUGCUAUGAAUGUGUGAGGAUAAUACAGACGUGUGGCUAAUUGACGAGACAGGCUUUAGCGACAAAACUGGGAUGCGUUACUGGAUUAGAUUUGGCACAGAUGAACCGUGCUUAUCUACCUUCAUGGCUAAACUUCUUUUUGUAUUUCAUCGCUGAAGCUGCGAUUAUUUGUACGGAUAUUGGACAAGUGUGCCUCCCUCUUUUGGGCCUCUGAUUAUCACUGCCCACCAAAAGAUCUUUGUACUAAUUGUCCCUAGGUGAUUGGAACAGCAAUUGCACUCAAAUUGCUGAUUCCAAAAUUACCAUUAGUCGGAGGCUGUGCUCUAGCAGUCGCUGAUACCCUGUUCAUUCUUUUCUUCUACAAAACUGACGGCUCACUGGGAGAUAUACGCAUUUUCGAACUGUUUGUUGGUGUCUUCAUCAUUGGUGUUUUCGUCAGCUUCUGCAUCGAGCUCUCUAUGAUCACUGCGCCUGUCGGACAAGUAUUUAAAGGCUUUCUGCCAUCAAGGCAGAUAUUUGUCUCCGAGGGGUAAGUUCCCAGGCCCUUGAUCAAGCAGUAUUCUCACAGAACCCACAAGCCUCUACCAAUCUUGCGCCAUCCUAGGAGGAACUUUGAUGCCCCAUGCUUUGUAUCUCGGCUCUGGUCUCGUCCAGGCCCGAAUGCGCGACUUCGACCGCUCACACUCAACUUAUCAUGACGCUCUCCCUUCACAUAACUCAAAAUACGCGAUGCCCAUUUAUCGCCCGACCCUCUCGGCAAUAGCCUCCUGCAUGUCCUGGAGUAUCGCUGAACUAUGCAUCACCCUUUUCAUUGUAACAAUUUUCGUGAACUCCGCUAUCCUAAUUGUAGCAGCAUCCCGCUUCUAUCCCAAUUCUAUCGAAGCAACUCUUCCAGGGAUGUAUGAAUUAUUCGUCAACACCAUCGGUCACGCAAGCGGUACCAUCUUCGCCCUCUCACUUCUCUUCUCUGGUCUGAGCUCUGGAAUCGUCGCAACGAUGGCUGGACAGCUUGUUUGCGAAGGUGCGAUGAAUUGGCGGAUCCACCCCUUUUUGCGACGUCUAGUGACGAGAUGUAUCGCUUGCAUACCAGCUCUCAUCAUUGCCGCGUCCACGGGCCAGGAAGGAUUAGCUGCUGCCUUGAAUGCAUGCAACGUUGUUCUUAGCGUUGCGUUGAUCUUCCUUACCCUGCCGCUGAUUUGUUAUACAAGUUGUCAUCGAUACAUGCGUGUUAACGUGGAUGAUACCAGGGAAUCGGUGGGUGUCGUGGAUGGAAUUUUGAGUUAUGAGGUCAGUAGGAGUUUAGGGAGAAGGGAAGAGGGAACUAUGACUUUGGCGAACAAUUGGGGCACUACUGUUGUGGCGUUUUUCAUUUGGGGUGUUUUGGUGGCCCUCAAUGUUGCGACUUUGACGUUGUUGGGUUUGGGGAUUGGUGGUGAAGACUAG
Hymenoscyphus albidus is the source of this 1829-nucleotide messenger RNA. The record is from the annotation of a GenBank genome assembly. NCBI's taxonomy places the organism in Eukaryota, Fungi, Ascomycota, Leotiomycetes, Helotiales, Helotiaceae.